Williopsis jadinii is the source of this 1021-nucleotide messenger RNA. RefSeq names its product Grh1p (gene GRH1). The coding region runs from base 35 to 1021 and encodes 328 amino acids. Lineage: Eukaryota; Fungi; Ascomycota; Saccharomycetes; Phaffomycetales; Wickerhamomycetaceae. The transcript has 3 exons. The record is from RefSeq and is a predicted model, not a curated record. Gene Ontology annotation, cellular component: Golgi apparatus. Gene Ontology annotation, molecular function: protein binding. Gene Ontology annotation, biological process: Golgi organization.
UGUCGAUCAAUCAGACUGAACAGAGCGAUAAAACAUGUUCUCGACAUUGGAACACACCGCAGAGUCUGUGAUUUCUGGAGGUCCGCAAGACGACUCGGUGAUCUCAUCCGAUGCUUACUUCCAACACGCAAAGAUGAACAAGCACGCGUUGCGGAUCGUGAACGUUGUCACUAACAGUGAGGCUCAUUCUUUAGGGUUUGAGAGCUGGUUCGACUUUAUCAUUGGCAUCAAUGGGCAUGAGAUCCCAACUAGCUAUGACGAAUUCGGCCAAUUGAAACCAAACUAUCAGUACCUAGUGCAGGAAAUUGCCAAUUGUCAUGGUAGGUCUGUGACUUUUGAAGUUUGGAGUGCUAAAGGUGGUGCUGUCAAGUAUAUCGAGCUGCCUGUGGAGGAAUCCAACGAUAACACCAUGAGUGACGUCCCGUUGGAUGGUAAUAAAUCGGAUUUACAAUCUCGAGAGGGAUUGUACAAGCACUUUGGUUUACAAGUCCAGUGGUCACCGUUGAUCACGUCAACGUUUGUAUACCAUGUGCUGGAGAUUCACCCAAAUUCCCCAGCACAACAUGCUGGCCUCGUUGAGUACAGUGAUUAUAUCAUUGGCUCUCAAGACGGGCUGCUAGCUACUGGAGGUGAAGACCUCUUGGGUCGAGUCAUUGACAGUAAACGUGGACAGGCCUUUAUACUGUACGUUUACAACAGUGACUAUAACGUGGUUAGACCUGUGACCAUCACCCCUGCUGAUAACUGGGGAGGCGUGGGACUAUUAGGCUGUAAUGUUGGCUAUGGAUUACUACAUAGAAUCCCAUCAGUGACUGCUGGUGUUGAGCCUGGAAGUGUACUGUUUGACAACCAGUACGUUGGUUCACCAGCUCCGCAAGUGCAACAGAUCUCCCUACCAUCACCACCACCACCACACCAGUCGCUUAAGCCAUCAACUUCAAACGACGACCCAGCUCAUCCAUUUACACAGCAGAUACCACACGCCAGUAGAAAGAAGAAAACGGCUGCAGAAUUGUUAUAA